UUCCGGCCAUCCCUCACUAGAGUUCAGUUGUACUCUAGAGGUUUCUGGUGAGGCUUCCGGUUCCUCCAGAUAUUCCAUUCCCUUGCUAUUUUACUGUUUUUGUUUUCGCUCCGUUGAUUUUGCUAGAGUUUCAUCUGUUUAAUCUUCUCUUAUAAUUUUCAACCAUGAAUGAAGAAAGAGAAGAAUAAAAGAAGGAAGAAGAAAAAAGGAAGUCCAUCACAACAGUUAUUUUGUUUGUGUUAAAUAAUGUUUGUUCCAAGAAAACAAAGCUCAAACUGUUUUUUGUUCCCUGUUAAUCAUUUUUUGUUCCCCGGCGCCAAAAUUUAGAUUGUUUCCGUUAAACAGUUUUAUUUGUCAUUAGUCUUUUCAAACUAUGUCCCAAGAUUACAAACUACAUUUACUAUGAACCAAACAAAAUAUAUUCUUUUUUUGUUCCAGCAUCGUUAUUGUUUCCUUUUACUUUAUCUUGUUCAACCGCAACAAAAUUUAUAUGUUUGUCAUGACACCUCGCACGUUGCCUUUGCAAAUUGGGCCUCUGUAAAUUGACGGCUCAACGAACAACGAGCGCUCCCUCUACCUCCUCCUGCGGUGAAUUACUUCCAACAGCGCCCAAUUGGCAAACACUUUAUGCCGGUUUUUGUAAUUCGUUUAUUUGAAAAAUGGAUCCGCAUGGGCCUAAAUUGGCCCAGUGAAAACGAAGGCAGAGGCCGUCGAGCCCAUCAUCAUAUCCACAUACGCCAUUGCCUCGUCCUCGGACUCGUUUCGCCAUCGUAGAGGGAAACCGAGCUCCCCACCCAAACCGACCUGUCGAGAAGGAAGGAGGGAAGGAUCCUCCAUGUCGGCGAAAUCAGGUUAGGGUUCGGAGGCAUGCCGCCACCGCCGCCGAAGCGCCGCAAUGGGGAGACAAGUGGGGGGUUGCCGCCGCCGUAGCACCGCUGGAAGGGCCCAUUGGAGGGCGCGGGCUCUAGUGGUGCUGAUGUGAUGCCGCAGCCAAAGCUCCGCGACAAGGGCACUGGUUCGAUAGGCGGCACGGGUCCGGCGGGAGAGAUUCCUCUGGCGAAUCUCUCGAGUGGAGGGUCGUCACGGAAGCAUCAGGCUGUUGCAGGCUCAAUUGCGGGGACUCCACCGAGGCAUCAGGCUGCUACGAGCUCGAGUGCUGCUGCUGCGACGCCACGGAAGCAUCAGGCUGUUACGGGCUCGAGUGCGGGGACGCCACGGAAGCGUCAGGUUGUUGCAGGCUCGAGUGGUGAGAUGCCACGGAAGAACCGGAUGGAGGAGAAAGCAGGUGUGGCCUUGAGUGGGGAGAUGUCACAGAAAAGCUAUAAAAAGGAGACCACAAAACCUUCUCCACAGCUUCGUCAUCACCCGUCAGGCACCCAAAGGGCUCGCCCCAUCACAGACCUACCAGCCACCAGAGGGAAGAAGCACUCUGAAAGGAAUGCAUCUGCUGUCCCAAGGAAACCCCUUCUCACUGGUCAGAAACCCAGAAGAACAAGCUCCAACCCUGGCAACACUACUGCGAAGGAUAGAAAGGAAUCGACUGCCAGCAGGAAUGAACGUUGGACGGAGGAGAUUAUAAGGAACAUACAUGAAGUGGAUUAUGCAAUCCAGGAGCUAAAUGAAUUGGGGUUGGGAGAGGAUAUCAGCUAUGAGGAAUUUGAAGGUUACCUCCAACUACUGCCCUGCAAGUCUCCUGAAGUUGACACUUCUAUUCUAUUGAACCAGACUAUGAGCAGCUCAAUGAACUGCAAGUCCGCAAGAUAUUGUAUCGCAUCAAAUAUUGCAAGUUCGCACGACAAAGCCGCAAGAAUAAUGAGAUGUAUAAUUCUGAGUUGGAAGAUGACCACCCACUGUAUCUUCUUGCGGAGAAACUUGAGUGCCUUGAGGAAGAUGUAACUAAACUGGAAGGGGAUCAGCUCCUGGAUUAUCUUGAAAAGGAGGGUUUACUUAGGCAUAUUGAGAACAGUGAGAUAUUUGAUUGGUCCUUCCUUUACCACCCAACUGCUGGUUUGGAUGACUACCAACGAUUAGUCCCUCACAAUUAUAGUUGUCGUGGGCAUGAAAAUUGGGAUAUGUACCGCGAAUACUUCCAUAGCUAUGAGAUUGAACUAGAAUAUCUUAGGUACUGGAAAGAAUUACUAAAGGAACUUAAG
Panicum virgatum (switchgrass) is the source of this 2153-nucleotide messenger RNA. RefSeq lists its product as uncharacterized. NCBI's taxonomy places the organism in Eukaryota, Viridiplantae, Streptophyta, Magnoliopsida, Poales, Poaceae. The coding region runs from base 982 to 1896 and encodes 304 amino acids. The transcript has 3 exons. The record is from RefSeq and is a predicted model, not a curated record.